AGGUGAAGAAAGACGUGGGCUUGUUUAUUGCAUUGUACGACAUCCUAGAACAAGGGGAUCAGUACCUUUACCCACUCGAUGGAUCGGCCCAUGUGCAUGUCAAGUUUCGCUACGUUGUGUUUAGGCCGUUUGUUGGGGAGACUAUCUCAGGCAAGGUGCUUCAAAAUGGCAAGGACGGUCUACAGGUGUCGCUGGGCUUCUUCGACGACAUCUUCAUCCCGUCGCACUUCAUGCGUGACAAUGUGUUCUUUGAGGAAGAGACGCAGACCUGGUACUUCCUGGCGGAUGGCGAACACAAAAUGUACUACGAUGUGGGCCAUCCAAUCCGCUUCAAAGUCGUGAGUGAAACGUUCAAGGACGUACAUCCCACAACGGACGACGACAAUGCAGCACGAGCAACCACAGCCACUCUCGACAAUAAACCGGGGGCAGAGGAAGACGCCGAGGUGGGCGGGUUCGACACAACCAAGAUAGCCUACUUCUUGACGGCAUCUGUCAAGGACGAUGGGCUGGGCAUGGAAGCCUGGUGGUAGUACCAAGCGGACGCACUUCAGUGUGGUAUCUAAUACUUGUUGUAGGUGGGUGCUAUAUGGUUAUAUACAUCGUAUAUCAACCCCCAUGAGUCAACCUAGGAUGGAAACGACUAGCGUCUAUACAUCGACGUGUAUAGAUGACGGAUGGGGAGGUCAAGCGUGGUGGAGCACGUUGUGUCGCAUUGCGGUAGUCCUAGUCUAUGCAAUUUAGGACAGUCGGUGGCAUGGGGCAAAGACGUGGCAGCACGAUGAUAUGUUAGCAAGCGAAAGGGGGCCGAUGCUUUAUGUCUCGCCUACACACGUUGCUAAUAUCGCGCAGCAACCUAUAGACGGUGAUAUAGACACCCCAAUAUCUAUAGACACCCCAAUAUGAGGGUACACAUCGCAUGUCAAUGUAGAGCAAGCCAUUCUAGCGAUAGUCAAAUCAUCAUUAAGGUGGUGUUGCACAUCGCACGGCUUCGUCACACAACUGUGUUUUCUAUAUCAGGUGUGCAGAGGAGAGCAUCACCUACUAGACUGGCUAUGAAGACCUGGGUCCGGAAGUUUGCUGCCACUAGUUGUUGAUGAAUGUCGUACGCACGGCG
This is a messenger RNA of Sphaeroforma arctica JP610, 1117 nucleotides long. RefSeq lists its product as hypothetical. Gene Ontology annotation, cellular component: RNA polymerase III complex. NCBI's taxonomy places the organism in Eukaryota, Ichthyosporea, Ichthyophonida. Gene Ontology annotation, biological process: transcription initiation at RNA polymerase III promoter. The transcript has 5 exons. The annotation marks the transcript as partial. The record is from RefSeq and is a predicted model, not a curated record.